UCCGCCAUAUUUCCAACGCUCACGUCAGUCAACAGACACCUACCUGCAUCAUCCCGCCUGGUGGACGCUUGGGACGCGAGUUGCUCCUUCCUCUCACUCUCGAUCACGGCAGCUGAAUUGUUUCGCGUCAUCGGUCGGAUUCGCGCGCGCAUCGCCUCGUUUCUCGAAUGAACAGAGUCGAACUCGCGCUUCGUCACAGCCAGAAAGGGGAAUCCUAUGUUGAGAAAUAGGAGCGUCGGUCCCAUCGUGCAGAGAAGCUGAGGAGAGAGAGGUUCCUUCCGAAUCGAGUGCUCCGUACUGGGUGUGUCACAAUGCGCGCUGUUACUUUAGCUUUGAUCUGCGCGUUUCUGCAAACAGUUGCGGCUCAGCGUACUCCAACAAUAUCUUACAUAUCGCAGGAACAGAUUAAGGAUAUAGGAGAGACUGUGGAAUUACACUGUUCGCUUCAGUAUGCGCAGGAUUAUCCUGUUUUGUGGAUUAAAGUCAACAGAGAUAGUGUGAAUGAACAAGUUGCUCUUACUACCGGCACUGCAUUGAUUAUUAGAGACAGUAGAUUCGCCAUUAGGCAUGACACGUCAUCUGCUACUUAUGUUUUGCAAAUUAAAGAUAUACAAGAGACAGAUGCUGGAUUCUAUCAAUGUAGAAUACAAAUAUCUGUGAACAAUCUUAUAAAUGCAGAAGUGGAAUUGCAAGUUCGUAGACCUCCGAUAAUUAGUGACAACUCGACUCAAUCUCUGGUAGUCAGCGAAGGACAAGCUAUUAUGCUGGAAUGCUAUGCCAGUGGGUUUCCGCUACCAAGAAUAUCAUGGCGCAGGGAGAAUAAUGCCAUUUUGCCUACUGGAGGAUCAAUUUAUCGUGGUAAUACAUUGAAAAUAUCUACCAUACGAAAAGAGGAUCGAGGAACUUAUUACUGCGUUGCUGAAAAUGGUGUUGGACGUGGUGCUAGACGUAAUAUCAACGUAGAAGUCGAAUUUGCACCAGUGAUAACAGCACCGAGGCCACGACUUGGACAGGCUCUGCAAUAUGAUAUGGAUUUGGAGUGUCACGUAGAGGCAUAUCCUCCGCCAGCCAUUACUUGGGUCAAGGAUGACGUACAAUUGUCGAAUAAUCAACAUUACAGCAUAUCGCAUUUUGCAACCGCGGACGAGUAUACCGAUACAACGAUUCGAGUUAUUACUAUAGAAAAACGACAAUACGGAGAGUACACUUGUCGGGCAGCCAACAAAUUGGGCAGUGCUGAAACAAAAGUCGAGCUUUUCGAAACCAUUAUUCCUGUUUGUCCACCAGCUUGUGGUCAAGCUCAUUACGGAACUGGCGUAAUUCCAGUUUCUUCGAAUUUGGUAGUUCUAGUUUUAUUAAUUACAGUAUUGAGAAAUCUCUAUGCCAAAUAUUAACUACCCAGGCCUUCAGUGGGCAACAGCUAACAGGUGCGACUUCUUAAAAUGGCCUUAUG
Nylanderia fulva is the source of this 1453-nucleotide messenger RNA. It is a transcript of the gene Lac, whose product is annotated as septate junction protein lachesin. Lineage: Eukaryota; Metazoa; Arthropoda; Insecta; Hymenoptera; Formicidae. Gene Ontology annotation, cellular component: neuron projection. The record is from RefSeq and is a predicted model, not a curated record.